Molecule: messenger RNA, 1503 nt
Organism: Zasmidium cellare ATCC 36951
Lineage: Eukaryota; Fungi; Ascomycota; Dothideomycetes; Mycosphaerellales; Mycosphaerellaceae
Exons: 10
Coding region: 1-1503 (500 amino acids)
Molecular function (GO): flavin adenine dinucleotide binding; sarcosine oxidase activity
Source: RefSeq, a predicted model, not a curated record
AUGCCUUCUCAUGAGUCCGAAAUCAUCAUUGUCGGGGCCGGCGUGUUCGGUCUGAGUGCAGCCUUAUGGCUAGCACGCGACGGCUACCAAAAGAUAACCGUAUAUGAUCGUACUGAUUACGACGCAACGAACUACGACCCAGCAAAUGGAUGCUCAGCAGCCUCUGCUGACAUUAAUAAGAUUUUUCGCACUGCGUACGGAGAUCAGCAGGAAUAUCAGGAUCUUGCCAUCGAAGCAAGAGACAUGUGGAUGGCUUGGAACGAACAAAUUGCGGGUGCAAAAGAAGCCGAACUUCCAAAACCAUUGACUCCCCACGACAAAUUGUUGGAAGAGUGUGGCGUCUACUACUUGAGCUCGGGGGAAGGCAAGUUGACGUCCCAUUUUCAACAGAGUCUGGAUACUCUAGCAGAGACUGCUCCCUCCAUCCGUCAGCGAAUCUAUCUCAAGGGCGAUCAGGAGGAGGAAAAGCGGCUUGCAACAGAGAUGGAUGCAAAAUGGAAGGCGAAAUAUCAUAUCGCCGACAAACUAGCUGGAGGUAGCUCGCAUGGGUUUCUCGAUACAAGUGGUGGCGUCACAUAUGCAUAUAAGGCGUGCAUGUACGCAAAGCACCUGUGCUCUCAGUCUGGAGUCCAGUUUGUUCUCGGUGAUUCUCAAGGAAGGUUGAAACGCCUCGCUAAGGAUAGAAAUACUGGUAAAGUCAUAGGAAUCACCACAUGUGACGACAAACUGCACCUCGCCACGCUGGUGAUACUCGCAUGCGGCAGCUGGACUGCGAGCGUAUUGCCUGAAGCUCAUCGUACGGUGGAAGCAACGACUGGUUCUGUCAUGUACAUUGACGUUCCUGCUGAUCGAAGAGACAUCCGCCAGAAGUUCAGCCCGGAGAAUUUUCCCGUCUGGCACUACCGACGAGGACAGCAAGGAGACGAUGGGUAUUAUGAGGGCGGUGGUUUCCCGAUUACCUCAGAUGGUCGAUUGAAGUUUGGGUUCCGCGGCCGAAAACUGACCAACUUCCAAGACCACCCCUUUCAGACCGCCCUCCGUGUGUCAAUGCCGUGGACAGACGGUGCUGACAAAUUUCUCAAAACCGUCCCGAAAUACAACCUCGACUUGCAGAAGCAGGUCAUAGCAGAGGUGUUCCCUGAACUUGCUGAGUUCGGAUUCACGGACAGUCGACUGUGCUGGUAUACCGACAGUCCUGACAACAGCUUUGUCAUCGACUACGUGCCAGGAUACGGGGAUAGUCUGUUUAUAUGCACGGGCGGAUCCGGACAUGGAUUCAAGUUUCUUCCGAUCCUUGGUCGAUAUGUUAAGAACCAAAUUGAGCAUAACCAUGACCAAUUCACUCAAAUGUGGAAAUGGCGCUCUGCCGUCGCCGGUGAGCCAUGCAACCAUCUCAACGAAGGAGAGUCAAGAGACAUCAAAGCAAUUCAGAUGGCAUCGGCAAAAGACUACAGGUUCGACUCUGUUUGCGAACGCUUAGGUGUAGUGGAGGCGGAAGUAUAG